Molecule: messenger RNA, 534 nt
Organism: Priceomyces carsonii
Lineage: Eukaryota; Fungi; Ascomycota; Pichiomycetes; Serinales; Debaryomycetaceae
Exons: 1
Coding region: 1-534 (177 amino acids)
Biological process (GO): DNA recombination
Source: RefSeq, a predicted model, not a curated record
AUGACAUCUGUUUCCUCGGUGGGAACAAGCAUGAGUCCAACUCGAUUGAUUGGUUUACGUAAAAAGGAACGCCAACUCGACCUCCAGAUUCGUAAGAUGGAGAAAAGGAAGGAUCUUAUUGUCAAAGCUCUUAAAUACAAACGAGGAAAAGAAUCAGACAAAAUCGAACAGCUAAUUCAAAAGUGGAGGACUGCAAGUCAAAUGGCAUCAAGUUAUUUGCUAAACUCAUUCCAUUUGAAGAUUUCAGCCAUGGGGGGAAUUAGCGAAUGGAGAAAGUCAAUCAAGAGGAAGGAUAAAGAAAAAAAUAGGUAUCAGCUGGAAGAAAGAUUAGAAUGGCUUGAAAAAUUGUUGAAUAGCGACCAAUUUUCAGAUCUUUCAAGUAUCGAACAACAAGAAAUACAAGACCAAAUUCAAGAUUUAACAGCAGCAAAUGAAGAUGAUGAAUGGGAAGCAAAUGAUGAGGAUUAUGAGUUUACUAUGGAAGAAAUGUUGAAGUACUUAAAGUUAGAUUACAAUUUGUUGUAUGGGUCGUAA